GAAGAGGUGCAAGAAGGAACGCCUGCUUCUCGCUCGGUUCUUUCCAGAACUCCUUCCUGGAACCGCUAACUGAAAAAUGAUUAUGCAGGUAUCCACAGAGCAGCGUUUGUUGUGGACUGGGUUGUUUGUUACAGCAAUUUUUUAAAGAUGCAAGCCUUUCCAAAGCUGUGAAACGCUGUGAGAAAAUAGGACACAGAGGAAAAUCCUCGGAAACCGCUCGCAUCCAACUGUUAGCCUGUUUCGAAUGCUUUAAAAAUGCCUGAGGUUCGGGACCUUUCUGAAGCUUUGCCAGAGAUGCCAAUGGACCCAAUCACUGGAGUUGGAGUGGUAGCCUCUAGGAACAGAGCACCCACUGGAUAUGAUGUGGUCUCAACAACAACAGAUGGCCUGGAUGCUGACCUAUGGAAAGAUGGCCUUUUCAAAUCCAAGGUGACCCGUUACCUUUGCUUUACCAGAGUCUUCUCUAAAGAAAAUAGCCAUUUAGGUAAUGUUCUUGUGGAUAUGAAGCUGAUUGAUAUAAAGGACACUUUGCCUGUGGGUUUCAUCCCGAUCCAGGAAACUGUUGAUACUCAGGAGCAGGCCUUCAGGAAGAGGAGACUCUGCAUCAAAUUUAUUCCACGGGACUCCACAGAAGCAGCCAUCUGUGAUAUUCGCAUUCUGGGGCGCUCCAAGCAAGCCCCUCCUCAGUACACUUUCAUAGGGGAACUCAACAACAUGGGAAUCUGGUAUCGCAUGGGAAAUGUGCCUCGGGCCCAGGACUCCAUACACACACCAACCACCAACAACGUCCAUAAUGUGAACUCCUCCAGCUCUGCGCCAGCCCCGCCAGCUCCCAUGCCUAAGCAUAUUUCGAUGACCCUCCCUGCUAGCUUCAGAGGGAAGAAUACUACCAGACCAGACUAUGAGCACCAGAACUCCAACCUAUAUGCAAUCUCAGGUGAGGUCUCGAGAGUUUAACGGACUUCUUAACAUUCUCACUCAGAAAC
Molecule: messenger RNA, 986 nt
Organism: Archocentrus centrarchus (flier cichlid)
Lineage: Eukaryota; Metazoa; Chordata; Actinopteri; Cichliformes; Cichlidae
Gene: mvb12ba
Product: multivesicular body subunit 12Ba
Exons: 7
Coding region: 256-957 (233 amino acids)
Biological process (GO): virus maturation; regulation of epidermal growth factor receptor signaling pathway; viral budding
Cellular component (GO): ESCRT I complex; late endosome
Source: RefSeq, a predicted model, not a curated record